This is a messenger RNA of Zychaea mexicana, 985 nucleotides long. RefSeq lists its product as uncharacterized. The transcript has 5 exons. Gene Ontology annotation, cellular component: cytoplasm. NCBI's taxonomy places the organism in Eukaryota, Fungi, Mucoromycota, Mucoromycetes, Mucorales, Lichtheimiaceae. The record is from RefSeq and is a predicted model, not a curated record. The coding region runs from base 179 to 940 and encodes 253 amino acids.
AAAAAAAACAACGACGAUUUCUCCAAUAAACAAAGAAAAGAGCCCCAACCGGCAUUAACUCGUUGAAAAAAUAUCAAAAAACGUGAAACCAGACGUCAAGGGAAAGAGUCGAGCCACUGGAAGCAACGCAAAAGAUGGAGCUGAAAGUGGAGAUAAUGAUCAAGAAGAAGAAGAUAGCAUGAUAUGGAGCUAUGUGCGCCAAGCACAACAACUCCCAUCCGCCUUACGAUUACCCGAUAACAUAGACCUGGGCAAACUUCGCGAAGAAAUGGAUCAGGGUACCCGGUUCGCAGAACAGUAUCUCCAGAAAUUUGGUGCCGAAGUCACGCAAAUUGUCAACAAGGCUAUCAAUGUCAUUGACGACGAUGAAUAUGCCAAACAAGCUCAGGAACCUGAAGGAAGGAAAAGUACAAGCAGCAAUCCGAGCAAGCGUAUUUUUGCAACCCGAAAAGAGCGGCUGUUGGCCGAAAUGCGCACGGACCCUGAUACGUUUCUAACUCAAGUCCCGGGUCCGGUCAUCGACGAUGUGGAGAAGAAAACAGACGAGAUUGCUCUCAUAUUGGAAGAGUCCCCAGAGUUACGGGACAUGAUGGACCGACUAGUACCUAUCGAGGUUAGCUACGUUCUAUUUUGGCAAAGAUACUUUCACCAUGCGCAAAAGAUCGAAAAAGAGGACGAGAAACGACAAAUAAUUGCUGAAGGAGCUCAAGAGGAGCUUGAGUUCAAAUGGGAUUCGGACGAUGAAGAUGAGGCAACAUCAACGCAACAAAAGAAAGGACAGAAAAUUGCUGAUGAGAAGAAGAACGAUGUUGAUGACAAGAAGAUAGCAGCCUCGCCAGUACCAACAGCAGACAAGCAAGCGGCAGCAGAUCAAAGCACAAAAACAGAAGAAACAAAAAGGACAACAGCAUCCGAAGAUAGCGACAGCGAUUGGGAGUGAAAUAAACCAGCAAUAGCUGCUCUUCAGUGAUAGUACUGUACUCAC